Striga asiatica is the source of this 790-nucleotide messenger RNA. Lineage: Eukaryota; Viridiplantae; Streptophyta; Magnoliopsida; Lamiales; Orobanchaceae. The record is from the annotation of a GenBank genome assembly.
CAGAACUUUUAGAGGGCGUGCCACGAUAAUACUUAAUUAUUCAAGCAGAAAAGAAACCCUACACCUCUAUUGAUUAAGCCGCAGCUCUUGGCCAUUUCUCCAUUCCUUGCUCGUUUCCAAAGCCCAAAAAGAAAGAGGAUAGAAAAUGUCAGUCGGAGAGCUCGCUUGCACCUACGCCGCCUUGAUUCUUCACGAUGAUGGCAUCGCCGUUACUGCAGAGAAAAUCGCCACGCUGGUGAAGGCCGCGAACCUGACAGUCGAGUCGUACUGGCCGAGCCUUUUUGCUAAGCUUUGCGAGAAGAAGAACAUCGAGGAUCUCAUCGUCAACGUCGGCGCUGGUGGCGGUGGCGCCGCCGUCGCGGUUGCUGCUCCUGCCGGUGGUGCCGCUGCCUCUGCUGCUCCUGUUGAAGAGGAGAAGAAGGAGGAACCUAAGGAGGAAAGCGAUGAUGACAUGGGUUUCAGCUUGUUCGAUUAAGAGGUGUUGUGAAAGUUUUGAAGUAUGGUUUAGUUUCUAAAUGUAGCUUUAUUUGAAGUAUGAUUUAGAUCAUUAUAAAGUGAUUAUGUUCUCUGUUUUUCAUGGGUAUCCUCAUAUGAUCUGUUGGAGUAUUUCAAUUAUUGAGGUUUAUGAAGGAUUAUGUUUGUGCCAUGUUGACUUUACUGUUCAAAAUGCUUGAUCAAAAUGCUUGAGAAGGAUUAUAUGUGUAGAAUCAUAUUAUUUGCAAUUUGAAUUUCUCACCAUUUCUUGUCUUGUAUGCAACCUCUAAAACUAAGUGUUAACCUUUUAAGGAAG